GGCGGCGUCUUGGCUUCCGGGCGGGUUGUCAGCGGGUCCGGCGCCGCGGCUACGCUCGCCUAGGUGGUGGGCGGGGAGGGAAGGAAGGGAGCGGGCGAGAGGCGGCGGCGGCGGCGGCGGCGGCGGCGGGGGAGGAACUUGUUGCGCUCGCGGCUGCGCGGUGCCGCUCCCUCCGCUCCAGUUCGCCCUGGCGGGCGCGGUGGCCGCGACGGCGACGGAGACGGCAGAGCGCGGCCGCGGCGAUGCGGCGCUACCUGCGCAUCGUGGUGCUGUGUCUGGCCUGCGGCUUCUGUUCGCUCCUUUAUGCUUUCAGCCAGCUCGCCGUGUCCCUUGAGGAAGGAGCGGGCGACGGUGGCGGGAAGCCACAGGCCGCAGUGGCUUCCUGGCUAGCGGGCGGCGGACGCAGCACCCUGAGAGGCGCGGGCCCCGUGGCGCAUCCCGGCGGGUCGGACAGGUGUAAAGAUUUCUCUCUGUGUUACUGGAAUCCCUAUUGGAUGCUGCCCUCUGAUGUUUGUGGAAUGAACUGCUUUUGGGAAGCGGCUUUUAGGUAUAAUCUGAAAAUACAGCCUGUUGAGAAAAUUCAUCUAGCUGUAGUUGCCUGUGGUGAAAGACUGGAAGAAACUAUGACCAUGUUGAAGUCAGCUAUUAUUUUCAGCAUCAGACCUCUUCAAUUCCAUAUUUUUGCUGAAGAUCAGCUACAUCACAGCUUUAAAGGCAGACUUGACAGCUGGUCAUUUCUACAAACAUUUAAUUAUACGUUGUACCCCAUAACCUUUCCAAGUGAGAAUGCAGCAGAAUGGAAAAAACUGUUUAAACCAUGUGCUUCGCAGAGAUUGUUCUUGCCAUUAAUCCUGAAAGAAGUUGACUCACUAUUGUAUGUCGACACUGAUAUCCUUUUUUUACGACCAGUUGAUGAUAUUUGGUCUUUCCUAAAGAAAUUUAAUUCUACACAAAUUGCUGCAAUGGCACCAGAACAUGAGGAACCUCGAAUAGGAUGGUAUAAUCGCUUUGCUAGGCAUCCAUACUAUGGAAAAACUGGAGUAAAUUCUGGAGUUAUGUUGAUGAACAUGACUCGAAUGAGAAGGAAAUAUUUCAAGAAUGAUAUGACAACUGUACGACUACAAUGGGGAGAUAUACUUAUGCCAUUGCUUAAAAAAUACAAACUAAACAUCACAUGGGGUGAUCAAGAUCUAUUGAAUAUCAUGUUUUCUCAUAAUCCAGAAAGCCUUUUUGUUUUUCCGUGUCAAUGGAAUUAUCGACCAGAUCAUUGUAUAUAUGGAAGCAAUUGCCAAGAAGCAGAAGAAGAUGGAAUUUUUAUUCUUCAUGGGAACAGAGGUGUUUACCAUGAUGAUAAGCAACCAGCAUUUAGAGCUGUUUAUGAAGCACUGAGAAAUUGUUCUUUUGAAGAUGACAACAUCCGUUCCUUGUUAAAACCUUUAGAACUGGAACUACAAAAAACAGUGCAUACAUACUGUGGAAAAAUUUACAAAAUAUUUAUCAAACAGCUGGCAAAAAGCGUGAGAGAUCGUUAUGCCAGAUCACCAAAGGAAAAGUGAUUCUUAGUGACUGCUAAAUCAAAGGGAUGAAAACAACAAAGAAUCAGAGGAUAAGUGUGAAGGAAUCAUCUUGGAUGAAGUAUUCAGGAAGGAAUUAUUCAUCUCCAGAAUAAUUUUUUUUCCUAAAGAAGUUAAAUAAGCAGUAUUUUCAGGUAAUGAAGAAUAAGUUAAUAUCUUAGAUUCCAACAAAGAAACAUUUUUGAUCUCUGAUGUUCUGUAAUGUUACUAUCAUUCCAGUAUGGUUUUAGCCUGCAGACUUCUGUUGACUCAUACUCUCAAGUAAGAGUGGUAGGAUUGUGUAGAUGGAGAAAAUGUACCUCAGUGCACUCAGACUGUGAGUAGAGCAAUAAUUUUAUGUCAGCACUAACCUCACUUUAAAUGUGUGAGAAAAAAGUUUGUUUACAGGAGCAGAAACAGUUCUGUUUCUAAAGAAAUGUGAUGUAACUGAUGUAACCAUUGACAAUCUAUGUGUGCCUUUAUACAUUUCAUCUCUGUUUUAAAAUAUUUUUAUGACAAUCAUGUUUAAAAUUAUUUUUAGAUUAUAAGUAAGCUGCAUGUUAAAAAUUGAGCUGUGUAAGAAAGAGGGAAAAUAGUGAAAACUUCGGAGUUUUAAUCUGUGUGUGUAUAUGAGAGAGAGAGAAAGAAAAAGAGAGAGAGAGAGAGAGAGAGAGAGAGAGAGAGAGAGAGAGAGAGAGAGAGAGAAAUGUAGUCUUUUGUUUGUAUGCAUUAAACUGUCUUGCCAAAACUCAAAUUUAAGAUUAAGUAGAUAUUUGCAGAAAUUUUUCUUUAUCAUUUUAAAUGAAAAAUGUCAGCUUUACUGGGCAUUCUGGAAGCAAAAUAUAUUAUGCUCAUCAUCAGGUGAGAACCUUAAGAGUAUACUCAUGAUGGUGGAAAAUGUGAUGUACCAAAAUGCAUAAGCUGUAUACUUCCCGUGAGUAGUAAUUUCAGUUACAAUGAAGUUGAAAAAUGUGGUCCAUUUAGUUUUCUUCUAUCUCAUAAUGGCUUUGCAAGAUACUUUUGAAGAAGCAAAUGUCUAGAGCCUUACUUUAAGUACGUUAAACAACUUUGGUGGGUGAUUUGGAUUAAGAUUGUUAUAUCCAGCUAUAGAAAAUGUGGUUUUAAUUGAGUUAAUGUGCAUAUUUUCCUUUUUUGAAUAUCACUUAAGACAGUUAAUUUUUUUAAAUCUUGAAGAUGAGAAAAAUACUGCUUUUUGGCAUUCUUGACCAGUUAUCUAAUAUAACUAUAGAUUCUGAAUACUUAUCAUAUACUGUGCUGGGGCACAUAUCUUAUUUUACCAACAGCUUUAUGGUUAUCUCCUUUUUCUGUCUGAUAUUUUAAUGCUCAAGUAGAAAAUGGAAAAUUAUGAAGAAAAAAUAUGACCUGUGAAAAUUGUGGCAGUUAGCUUUGUGAAGACACUGUGACCUCUAUGGAGACAUGGAAUAUGCAGAAAGAGAUGGUUAGUACAGUUGUUCUAUCUUCUGCAGUUCAGUCAGGGACAGAUUGAGAGAGGAAAGUUUAAGCAAGAUACAUUAAAUGUUGAUAACCAGCCUAGCAUUCUUAGAACAGAUGGAUUUAGAGAACACAAGUUGUAGUUCCUUGGCAGAAUCCCAUGGUGGAUAUAAGAAACUGUGAACUGUGUUGAAAUUGAGCUUACUAAAUAGAAAAUGAGAAUACCAAAAACUUGAAGUUUGGAAGAGUAUGUAUUAGAUCAUUUCUAAUGGUCCCCAAAUAGGAUCACUGCCUGUCUGACUAUAUAAGACUUGUGUUGGGAGCUUAAGAAUAGAUGCCUAAGCUUAGGCCCUUGGAGACUCUGGCAUGCUGUGUCUAGGAUGGAGUCUGCAAAAAAAAUUUUAGUGAAGAGAUUUAAAAAUUAUACAAAACCAGUGCAUUGGUAUUCAACUUCCAGAUAUGACACCUAACCCUAACAACCCCAUGCUUGCUUCAUCUGUCACUUUUUUCUUUGCUUAAGUAUCGUAAAGAAAAUCCCAGACAUCAUGUUAUUUCACUGCUAUGAACACUUUGGGUAGGUACCAUGAAUCACACAGUCCUUUGGCUUCAUCUCAUAGCCAGUCCUCAAUCAGAGUUCCCUGAUUAUCUCAAAUAUGCCGUCUUCUAGUUGGUUUGUUAGAAUCAGGGCAGAGAAUAUAAGUCACAUGAUGAUUUUGUUUUUAACAAUUACCUCAGAUGACUUAGAUGUUAGCUACUUUGGGAACCACUGGAAAUUAUUUUGCCAACUUGAAAGUUGAAGUUAGGGUGCCACAAUUCUUGGCACAGUUGGUGGAUUAUAAAUGCAAUUUUGAAAUAUUAUAUUAGAGGAAGCAUUUGGGGUUAUUGACAAGAUAUGAAUGUAUAUUAGUAAGUUCUUUAAGAUUUAAUUUCCUCAGUGAAUGGGGAAUCUCAGCCUCAUGGGCUCUAAUUGAUUGGGACUGUGUAGAGCAUGGUCGUAGUUUAAUCUACCUGGACCAUAUGCUGUUGUCUCACUUGUGUUGUGGCUUAUUUACACUGAGACACACACUACAUUGUGGAUCAGUUGGAAGGUUCUUCAGCUGGUUUAUUUAGACCUGACCUAAUUGAUGAUUUUACCAUAAAUUGAACUAUAGUAAAAGUUUUCUCUUAGGUACUGUUUCUACCUAAAAUUAAAGAUAUCAAAAAAUAUCUAUAAUAAUUUUUAAAUGAAUUUUCUGAAUUUCUCUUUAGACAAGGUAACUCUUCUUUUGAAUUCUAAAGAAAUGAAGUUCUUGGAGUUGAUGAGAGAUUAACUUAUAGAUGGAAAACUUAGAGAAUAUAUUCUAUUUUCAUAUAAAUGGUCUUUCAUAAAACAUAGUGUACCUGUGCAGUUUAUAUAAAUUACAUGAUUUAUUAUUUGAGUCUAUGUAUUAAUUCUGACCUCAGAACUAUCUCUGGGCUACAGGAUUACCAAAGUGGGAUGCCUUUAAAGUGCAGUCAAACUUCAUUUUUAUGAAGUAGAAAAGAACUUGGGAAACCUUUAAGAAUAUAUAUUGUGAUUUACACUUUGAGAAAAUGUAUACUUUUCUUAUGAAGAGUAGUUCAUAAUAGAUAAGGGUUAUAAAGCCCUGAAAUAUUAGUGCUUCCUCAUUGCUCUCUUAUCUUGCUUCCAGUCAGACAUUAUUGGUAUAGUGAAAAGAAGACCAGCUUGUGAACUAGAUCUGGAUUCUCUUCUUAGUUAGUAACUCAGGCAUGUUAUUUAACCUUCUCUGUGCCUUAGGGUUUUUAAGUACAAUCAGCAUAUACCCUUCGAACCCCAAAAGAUGAGACUCAGAAGAGAUAAGGGAUUUGGAAGCAUUCUGCAUGGCUUACAUUAUGCCACACCAAUGUUACUUUUGAAGUUCUGUUUUGCUCUGUUGUUUUCUGUACAGAGCAUUCAGUUUACUCAGGCUGAAUAUUUUCUGACAUAUAUCUCUCCAGUAUGAAUUUGUUUAUUUUAUGUAAGGAAGAGUUUUUUGGGAAGAGAAAGUAGAGAAGAAAAGAAUGAUGUAACUAAAUCAAAAGAGAAGGAAAAGAGAGGAAGUGAGAAAAGGGGAGAGGAAAGAGAAAGAAAUAAGAAUGGGAAUGGCAAAGGGCAGAGUAAGAGAAAAGAUGGAAUGAUUGUGUGGAAAAUUGAGAAGUAGAGAGAAAUGGUGUGGAAACAUUUACUUUUUGAGUUGUAGCCCUUAUGCUCCAUCACUGUAGGCUCUCUGGGGUCGGGAAAGGUGCUGACUUUCAUGGAAUGGGGCAGCAGGGCCUGCUGUAUUUGGUUUGUUGGUACUAGAGUUGUUUCCCAGUCACCUACUCACUGAUCAUUUAGUGCCAAUUCAACGGUCUAUUUAUUUAUUUUUUUACUGGAUCCAAGUUUGUGAGAUAGGUCCUGUGGAAACACAAGUGUCUUCCUUUUUAACUUUAUCCUUUUAGCCAUCCCAGGUGUUAGACUGCAAGACUAACCACAUAUUCCCCAGCAGAGGUUGGAAGUGGAGGGGACUGCUCCCAGUAGUGUAUUGUAGCAGUUUUCCCAGAUGAUACUGAUGAGAGGCCAGGUUUGGGCGUAGGAUGGCAAAUGAAACAACAGAUGACACCUGUUUAUUCCUCAGUCGGAAUACUUUCAGUUGAACCAUUCUGGGUAGAUUUAAGAGAACAAAAGACAGCAGAAAUACCUGCAAAGAUAUUAUUCAUUGUCUUAUUUUUCAGAUGUUUGUAUUUAAGUAAUACCUUAGUAAUAAUCAGAACUUCUUUGAGAUGUUUUUAGAAAGACCACUGAUUUGUUUUUUAAAAUAAAUUUUCUGGUUCCUUAGAGUAGAGAAGAAAAGUAGGGGUGCAAUAUGUCAGGUGUGGGGCCAAUUCCCAUUUGUUAAAUGCAAUUUCAGAUGUCUUAAAAUAAUAAUUGCCUUAUUGCAUUUUAAUAUUUAAUAAAAGUAGAUUAAAUAAUGAUUUGUAUUAUAACAGUUAUUCUUUUAUACAUUGCCAAAGCAACCCUGUUUUGCCUAUUAAAGUCUGGCUAAACUGUUCUGUUGUUGUUUCUUAAUUCAUUAAACAUGAAACUAGGUUUUAAAAGCUAAAUUAUAUAAACUUAGAAGUCUAAAAAUCAUACAAGAAAAUUCUUUUUUAAAAAAACUAAAAUGAUGUUAUUCAAGUAUCUAGCAAUUAAAGAACCAUGAGAAAAACAGAAUAGCAUAUUAGAUGUAACAGUUUAAAAUUGAUUGCAAAUCAAUGUCAAAUGUUUAAAUAGAAAAUAUUUAUUAUCACCUCAUUUCUACCAAUAAUUUCAAGUGUUUAAUGGUACUAUUUUAUUAGACUUCACUGUAAACUCAGUUUUCCAACAAAAGCCUUUGAAAAGGCAAGAAAAAGUAGAAAUGAAAAUUUCUCUCACCGUGAAUACUGUGAAUACCAUUUGGAGGGUCCCUGGUCAAACCUUUAAAUAUCAAACUGAAGAACUGAUGUGGAGCCUUUGAUUAUGUUUAGUUUAUAUACAGGAUCUCAAUAUUCAUACACAUAGCACACUAUAGCAACCUCUUGUAAAAAAUUUUGAAGAUAAUGCAAGUGUAUAUACUGUUAAAAAGUAAAUUGGCUGGGUUUGGUGGCUCAUGCAUGUAAUCCCAGCACUUUGGGAGGCUGAGGCAGGAGGAUCGCUUUAGCCCAGAAGUUUGAGACCAGUCUAGGUGACAAAGUGAGACCCUGUCUCUACAAAAAAAUUAAAAAAAUAGCCAGGUGUGGUGGUGUGUGCCUGUGGUCCUACCUACACAGGAAGUUGAAGCAGGAGGAUCGCUUGAGCCCAAGAGUUUGAGGCUGCAUUGAGCCAAGAUUGCACCAUUGCACUCCAGCCUGGGUGACAGAGUGAGACCCUGUCUCAUAAAGGAAUUUGACUUUGUAAAAAAAUGCCAUCUUCAACCUUUGUAUCAAAUCUCUUUAGGGAAUGUUAGAAUAUUAUUUUUGUCAGGCAAAAAUAAUCCAGGGCUUGAGCAUUGCUGUACAAUAUGUUAUCAGUUCAAAACUUAGCAGAGCAUGCAUUUAUCACAUGCAUGGUCAUCAAUAUUUGAGAGCUGGACCAGUGGUUUUUGAUGGAUGCUAUAACAGAAGAUCUAUGAUGGAUACGGUGGUUUGCACCUGUUCCUGAAGUCAGAAACUGGAAAAGUUUGCAGGUAUUUUAAUUUUCUCAAUCCUUUUGCAUAAAUAUAUUAAUAUUUUGAGUAAUAAUAGUUCUAAAACUGCAGGAAGGCAUCAUGGUAUACUGUGAUAUAUAGAGAAUACUACUUAUACACUGCUCUUUAUCUUAAAAGUUUUGGUGUAAUGUGAAUAUUUUCCUCAAAGUAUUUUGUGUAUUUUGACAGUUACUACAGGAGAAUAUAAAAUUAUAGAUUCUGAUCUAAACUAAGAAUAAUGGAAAGUUGCUUUGUUUGCCUUAGAGGAGUUUUCAGUUCAUCCUCUUCCUGAGAAACUAUGUGUUACUGUUACUAAAUAAACAUGUACUCAAUAAAUUAUUUCCUCAAA
Messenger RNA from Callithrix jacchus (white-tufted-ear marmoset), 7535 nucleotides. RefSeq names its product glucoside xylosyltransferase 1 (gene GXYLT1). The record is from RefSeq and is a predicted model, not a curated record. Gene Ontology annotation, molecular function: UDP-xylosyltransferase activity. Gene Ontology annotation, biological process: protein O-linked glycosylation via N-acetylgalactosamine. Lineage: Eukaryota; Metazoa; Chordata; Mammalia; Primates; Cebidae.